GUGGUCCAGGGUCAGUUGCAUGCCUAUUACUUCAAACGCUCUUCUUACUUCAAUAAAUUGACACUCCUGUCAUCAAGAUUAUUUUCACUGUUCCCUCACCUCGUUCUACUUUUGACUCGUUCUAUUUUAUUAUACUUACAUUAACGAGACCGAGUACCUACAUACGGAGCAUUUCUUUUUCUUUUUUUCAGGGCCACUGCAAUGUGUUUGAUAAAAUGCCUGAAGGAAAACAAGUACCUCUUCUUACGGUAAUUGGGCUUUCCCUUUACUUGCUUCUUGGAAGGUGACUCUUAGUUUCGGUACAAUGGGUCGUAAAUUUUGGGAGCUACUUUAUGGUGGAAACCAUUUUAUUAGACCCAUGUCUACAGCAUUUUACCUAAACUCCAUGUUUUAUCACUCUUCAAAAGAGGCUCUGAACUUUCAGUGGUAUCAGAAUGAGUUUCCCAAAGUGAAAGAGUUGACCCAUUCGCUAGCAAAUGUGGAUGCAGUUAAUGGGAGGCUUGUUGAUAUUAAUAGCAAUUCAACCGUUUUUGAUGAUGACAUUGAGCGUGAAAUGUGCACCUUCAAGUCCCUUGUUCGUGAGUUUGUUGGGUCUCCAUUAGUUCAGCACAGAAUGAAACAUUUUCUGGCCUCUUUCCUCACAAAUGUAAAAGAUGAAUCUUUUACCCCUUUUGGUACAGCAACUGAAAGAAAGCCUAUGGUGGUCGAUUCAUUGACCAAAGUGAGCAACUUUCUCAGUGUUUCUGCUCAACAAAGGAAAUUGGUUCGUUUCAGGGUGUGCCCGCAGGUUACUCAGCACCGCAUAUGGACUGGCGCACUUAAAGAAGUUCUGAAUGGUUUUGCAGUUGAUUUGGAUUGUUUGGCUUCUCGGGGCUUAGACAACGAUGCUUUGUUGGGUGGCCAAAUUGUUCAUAGCUGCUUGAGGUUUCUGACUGAAAUUGGUGUCUUUUCGGAGCCUGAGUCUUCUUCUUGGAUGAAGCUUUCGCCUUCUAAAACAGUUGAUUCCUCUGAUUCCCGGAGAUGGGAAGAUGUUCUUGUGAUGCUCAAUGAUCUUACUAAAUGCUGCAGAAAUGAAAGGAGGUUAAAGAUGAAUGUAGCUAAGGCUGAAAUCAUGAAGGAGGGGCUUUUGCACAUAAGGGAUGUUUUAGUUGAUAGCAAUGUUGGAUAUAAGGAAGCACAGCAUCAAGAAAGCCUAGUGAAGAAGAAGCUGUCUAAAAUGUUGGGUCACUCGUCUUGUUGCCUGUUCACUCUAUUACUGUAUUACCUCUAUGGAAGGGUGGCGGAUAUUGAAGUAGACAUGUGUGGUGGGGUUUAUGCAAACGGGAGUGAUGGCAAGUUUUGCUUGUUUAUGGGAAGAAUUUUGACUUCAGAUAGUGAGAAGAUGGUUGGACGUGGCGUGAAGCAGUUGGACCGGGCACUUGGGAUUUUCAAGUUCGUGUGGGAAAUGGCUGAAAUGAAAGGGCAUUUGGACUUGCAGGGCCAUAUGUGGUGUGUUGGAGCAGACAAUAGGAUGCUUAGGUAUAGAGGAAACACAUACUUUGUGCAUGGAAUUUGCCUUUGACUAGAGAUUGUAUCACAAUAUCAUUUAAUCCUAUUCCAUGGUGCUAAUAUGUCACACCACUUAGUAGUUGCCAUUAGCAACUGGCAACUCAAAUCUGCAAUGUGUUUAGGUAAUUCGUUGAAUAUCAAGAUUUCUUCCUGA
Messenger RNA from Glycine soja, 1702 nucleotides. RefSeq lists its product as uncharacterized. The coding region runs from base 305 to 1561 and encodes 418 amino acids. Lineage: Eukaryota; Viridiplantae; Streptophyta; Magnoliopsida; Fabales; Fabaceae. The record is from RefSeq and is a predicted model, not a curated record. The transcript has a single exon.